This is a messenger RNA of Cladophialophora psammophila CBS 110553, 489 nucleotides long. RefSeq lists its product as uncharacterized. The coding region runs from base 1 to 489 and encodes 162 amino acids. The record is from RefSeq and is a predicted model, not a curated record. The transcript has 2 exons. Lineage: Eukaryota; Fungi; Ascomycota; Eurotiomycetes; Chaetothyriales; Herpotrichiellaceae.
AUGUGGUGUACAGCCCAGACAGGAAGGAAGACUUUGGACGAGGCUCUAUCAGAGAUAACAGGAUCUAACCAACCGCCCGACGGCGCCAAAAUCCUGACCUCCGCAGCCCACAUUGGGAAGAGCGAGGAGGUCGACAGCUGGAUUGACGCGACGUUAAAACACUUUGGGCGAUUAGACGGCGCUGCCAAUAUUGCUGGUGUCUUUGGAAAGUCGUUUAGUAUAGGUAACUUGACGGAGCUAGACGAUCAAGAGUUCGACUUCAUCACAAGUGUGAACCUCGAAGGCAUAUUCAAUUGCCUGCGAGCUCAAUUGAGGGUCAUGACGAAAGGCGCAAGUAUAGUUAAUGCUUCAAGCUCCAUUGGCUUGGAAGGCCAUCCGAAGAAUUCUGUCUACUCGUUAACAAAACAUGCUGUGAUAGACUUGACUAAGAGUGCGGCGGGAGAAUUUGGUGGACAAGGUAUCUUCUAUAUGUCGGAUAUUGUCGUGUAG